AUAGACCGUGCCUUUUUACCUUUUGAUUUAUCUUCUCAUCUUUUUGGUUGUCGGUCGGCUACCCCAGGAAAGGGUGGUUUUUGUUAGAAAAUGGUAGACAGGGAUCCAGGUUCACCUACCUGGAAGUUCACGCAAUGCUUCGGUGAUAAGGGCGAUGUGGAGGAUAUUACGGAAGCUGAUAUUAUCUCAACCGUUGAAUUCGACCAUACCGGGAACUAUCUGGCUACGGGAGACAAGGGCGGCAGAGUAGUGUUAUUUGAGAGAAACGAAACGAAAAAAACCUGCGAGUAUAAGUUUCACACCGAGUUCCAGUCGCACGAACCGGAAUUCGAUUACCUUAAAUCCCUAGAGAUCGAAGAGAAGAUCAACAAGAUAAAAUGGUGUAGAAGGCAAAAUUCCUCGCAUUUCCUCCUUUCGACCAACGACAAGACGAUAAAGCUGUGGAAGGUGUUCGACAAGUCGCUCAAGGUCGUCGCUGAGAACAAUCUUUCGAAUGAACUCACCCCGGCCAGCGUGAGUGGUGGCGGCGGGGCGCCUCGCCCCCCACGUUUAUCGUUCAAGGAUCCCUCGGCAUUGAAGCUGCCUCGAAUGACGCACCAUGAUACCGUUGUGGCCGCCGUGCCGCGUCGGACGUACGCCAAUGCACACGCAUACCACAUCAACAGCAUCUCGGUCAACAGUGACGGAGAGACCUUCUUAAGCAGCGACGAUCUCCGGGUCAACCUGUGGAACUUGAACAUCCAGGACCAGAGCUUCAACAUCGUCGAUAUCAAGCCCGCAAACAUGGAGGAGCUGACGGAAGUCAUUACGGCGGCUGAAUUCCAUCCCACCAGCUGCAAUUGGUUCAUGUACGCGAGCUCGAAAGGAACGAUCAAGCUGGCGGACAUGCGCCAGCGCGCUUUGUGCGACGAGCACCAGAAACAGUUCGAACAGGAAGAAGAUGCCUCCUCCCGCUCAUUCUUCUCGGAGAUCAUCUCGUCCAUCUCGGACGUACGGUUCUCGAACGACGGUCGCUACAUCGUGUCCAGGGACUACCUGACCGUGAAGAUUUGGGACGUCAACAUGGAGAGACAGCCGGUGAAGACGAUUCCGAUCCACGAACAUCUGCGGCCCCGUCUCUGCGAUACGUACGAGAAUGAUAGCAUCUUCGACAAGUUUGAAGUGGUCUUCUCCGGCGAUGCUGAAAAUGUCAUGACCGGAAGCUACAACAACAAUUUUAUGAUCUACCCCACAGACCCCGCCAAGGAGACGGAGAUUGUACUGCAGGCGGACAAGUCGGCUUUCAAGGCGAAGAAGGUCGGCGUUCCCACGCCGAUGAACAAGGGGGCCAAUGGAAAGAAGAGCAACUCCCGGUCCGGCAGCCCGACCGGGCCUGGCAGUCGCAUGAAGAAGGAGACGGACGCGGAGCAGAUCGAUUUCAAUAAGAAGAUCUUGCACAUGAGCUGGCAUCCCUACGAGGAUAGCAUUGCCAUUGCUGCGACCAAUAACCUAUUCGUCUUCUCCGCCUUGUAAGUACGUGACAGGUAUGGGUUGUCCUCAGCGGGCAAGCGUGUCGAUCGGUGGCCAGCAUGGGCCAGAUAUAACGAAGAAUAAAAAAAAAGAGGUUACUAGCAGCAGCAUUUCCAAAUCCAGAAUUCAAGUUGCCAGUUCAUGUUAUCCGUUUU
Aspergillus candidus is the source of this 1664-nucleotide messenger RNA. RefSeq names its product protein phosphatase 2A regulatory subunit CDC55. Bases 91 to 1512 code for a protein of 473 amino acids. Lineage: Eukaryota; Fungi; Ascomycota; Eurotiomycetes; Eurotiales; Aspergillaceae. Gene Ontology annotation, cellular component: protein phosphatase type 2A complex; cytosol. The record is from RefSeq and is a predicted model, not a curated record. The transcript is spliced from 6 exons. Gene Ontology annotation, molecular function: protein binding; protein phosphatase regulator activity. Gene Ontology annotation, biological process: peptidyl-serine dephosphorylation.